UAUAUCUAAAAUACCAACCGUUGCGUGAAGCGCUACAGACGCUUAGCGAGUUCAAAUUACCUUAUGACGGCGUGCAAUCGACAGGAAGCCCUAUCUAUCGCUGCCUGCUGAUGAGGCAUCGCGGGCAUGCCAAAUGACUAUCGCCGUAUCGCCUAUCGCCGUAUCGCCAAUUGUUUCUCUCCGCGAGGCAAAAUCUGGGGUGCGAAUAGCAACCAUUAUGGUACGUGAUAAAAGGAAAAAGAAAAAAAAAGAAGGCGCUCAUUCUAAUCUGCCCUUGUUCGUCUGUCCAGCCGAAGUGUACGAGACCAGAAUAGGCUCGGUGGAUAAGCUACUUUGCUCUCGCGCGACCGAAGGAUUCGUGCCUGGAGACAGCGUCAUGCCGAACGUCUCGCAAGGACGGGUGCAUAGUUUUCGGGACCACGUGGUCGCCGGCGUCAACUGGCGACCGACGCGGUUCGUCGACGAGGUGCCAAAUUCACGUGUAUGCGGCCUGUGCCGGAUGAUUCCAAGGCGGACGGUGCUGUUGCCGUGUUCGCACGCUCUGUGCCAAUCCUGCCACGCAACCACUCUCGAAGGGGGCGUCGGUCGGUGUCCGCUGGAUCAAGUGCAAUUUGAAGAAGCGGAGUACGUCGCUCAUGACUUCCCUACCCCGAAAGCGAACACCUUGAAGGUUUAUUGCUGGAACGAGGACCGUGGCUGCGAAUUUGUGGGCACCAUGAAGGACCUGCUGCGGCACUACGAGAACGAAUGCACCUUCCACACCGUCGAGUGUUUGCGGUGCGGCGGGGGAGUCCUGCACGGAGAUCUUCCAGCGCACUACGCGACCGGACGCACUGGCGGCCUUCCUCCCGAAGUCGCAAGGCAGUCGUGCUCUGAAUCAACAGCACUGACGCAUCGAGACUUGAGCAGAGCCCUCGAAGACCUCAAGUUGCUGCUGUCUAACUCGUACCAGGACGAGCUGCUGCCGGCAGUUCAGUCAGAUGAACGAGCUCACCGAGCAGGUCUGAGGCCAGGAGGCCAAGCUCGCCGAGAUCACGCGCGAGCUCAGGGCACCUAAGCCCAACUUGAAGCUAGGGAUGAACGAAUACGCGAGGUUGGCGAUGUCCUCGGGCGUGUCGGACCAGCUUCCUGCGAGAUGUGCACGAGGGAAACGCGGAGUUGCCACUGCGCACGGAGAAGGCCCUGGCGCUUCGAAAGCUGGAGCGCUUCGCCCACUUGUCGCUCGAGACGCUGGAACACCUGCGUCAAAAUUCCACACACUGCGGUCAGGCGCCAGUGAUUGCGUCUUGCGAGCCUCUCCUGUCUUUCUGGGGUACGUCCCAGAGUUUAACGAAAGUACUGUCCACGGCACCUGUGUUUGGAUAAUCAAUUCCCGGAAUGUGUUAUGCGCUGUGCCUCGAAAACGCUAACGAAAUGUUUCUCUGCAAGGAGGACGACGUAAAGUUUGCCGAGGUUACGGUAUGGCACACGAGGGACACCUACUUUACGGUUGCCGUCUGGAAGCGCUGCGAGCGUGAGGAGAGAGAGAAAGCGAGGAGAGUGAAGGCCGGGAGGUCAACCAGACGAGCGCCCGGUUUGCUCAGUUCUGAAUUCA
Molecule: messenger RNA, 1594 nt
Organism: Dermacentor andersoni
Lineage: Eukaryota; Metazoa; Arthropoda; Arachnida; Ixodida; Ixodidae
Source: RefSeq, a predicted model, not a curated record